Coregonus sp. 'balchen' is the source of this 9402-nucleotide messenger RNA. The record is from the annotation of a GenBank genome assembly. NCBI's taxonomy places the organism in Eukaryota, Metazoa, Chordata, Actinopteri, Salmoniformes, Salmonidae.
GACAAAAUAAACAAAGGUCAAGCUUACAUAAACAUAUGUAAAGUGUUAAUUACACAAUACAUAUUGCAUGAAUAAUACACAUUUGUCAGUUGUGUUGUAGAAAAUACAGAUUUAUAGAAAGUCACUUAAUAUUUUAUUUACAUAUUACUUAUUAACCCAUAUCGGUUAUUUUCAGACUUACAUUUACGUGAAGGUGACAUAAUGGAGGUGGGUACAGCAAUGGUUUAAAUGAUAUGUUUUACAUUAACCCUAUCUGAGGUAUAACCCUGCCUCACACAGGAAGCGGCACAGGUCCUAAUCCAGGCACUUGUCAUUUCCCGUCUGGAUUACUGCAACUCGCUGUUGGCUGGCCUCCCUGCAUGUGCCAUUAAACCCCUACAACUCAUCCAGAAUGCCGCAGCCCGUCUGGUGUUCAACCUUCCCAAGUUCUCUCACGUCACCCCCCUCCUCCGCACACUCCACUGGCUUCCAGUUGAAGCUCGCAUCCGUUACAAGACCAUGGUGCUUGCCUUUGGAGCAGCGAGGGGAACGGCACCUCUGUACCUUCGGGCUCUGAUCAGUCCCUACACCCAAACGAGGGCAUUGCGUUCAUCCACCUCUGGCCUGCUGGCUCCCCUUCCUCUGCGGAAGCAUAGUUCCCGCUCAGCCCAGUCAAAACUGUUCGCUGCUCUGGCACCCCAAUGGUGGAACAAGCUCCCUCACGACGCCAGGACAGCGGAGUCACUCACCACCUUCCGGAGACAUUUGAAACCCCACCUCUUUAAGGAAUACCUGGGAUAGGAUAAAGCAAUCCUUCUACCCCCCCCCCCCCACACACACACAGCGGAGUCGCUCACCACCUUCCGGAGACAUUUGAAACCCCACCUCUUUAAGGAAUACCUGGGAUAGGAUAAAGUAAUCCUUCUACCCCCACCCCCCCCCACCCCCCCCACCCCCCCCACCCCCCACAGCGGAGUCACUCACCACCUUCCGGAGACAUUUGACACCCCACCUCUUUAAGGAAUACCUGGGAUAGGAUAAAGUAAUCCUUCUCCCCCCCCCCCCCCCCCCCCCCCCCCCAAAAAAAUUGUAAAGUGGUUAUCCCACUGGCUAUAGGGUGAAUGCAUCAAUUUGUGAGUCGCUCUGGACUAGAGCGUCUGCUAAAUGACGUAAAUGUGCCCUUGAGCAAGGCACUUAACCCUAAUUGCUCCUGUAAGUCGCUCUGGAUAAGAGCGUCUGCUAAAUGACUUAAAUGUAAAUGUAUGUAAUGUAUAUGGGUUAACCAAACUGUAAUGUUCCAGAACUUUCAGAGGAAUGGCAUUCUGGGGGAAAACAAACGCUGGCAGUCUCCAGUUCCCUAUAUUUUACACUCUAGUCUUGGUGAGUAAAGACGUGGAAUCCUGAUUUUCAUCUUGUAAGAAAUAUCAAACCACUAUAGCAUUUAUGCUAUAAGCAGAGCGUCACGUGUUCAAGUCCAGUUCCCAGCUGUAUGAUAUUUAUUUUGUAUCACAUUACUGAUCUUUCUAAUGUUGUCACUGUAUUUUCCAUUUGCACAGAUAUGAAUACUAAAGGCAUCAUUCUGCGAGCCUUUGACCAGUUCAGGCUGAAAACAUGCAUGGACUUCAAGCCCAGAGACUCUGAGAUGUUCUACCUAACAAUUGAGAAACAUACAGGGUAAGACAUGUACUGGUGGAACAUUUGGUAGAUAUUUUUCUAAAUCAACAAUUAAUUACAUUAUAUGUGUUUUGUGUUAACAUGUCUAUCCCCGGUAGGUGCUCCUCCUAUGUAGGGAGAACUUUUGCAAAUGGACAGGUUGUUAACAUUGGAGAGUACUGUGGUAUUGUCGCCAUUGUGGAACAUGAGCUUCUACACGCUCUGGGCUUCUAUCAUGAGCAGUCCAGAUAUGACAGAGAUGAAUAUGUGACCAUUGUCUAUGAAAACAUCCUAGAAGGUUUGACUCAUUGUUUUUCCCAAUCAUACAAACAUUAUUUAAUAAUUUUUCUAGUUCUCACAUUAUAACAUUACUUUGGGAUUGUUCAUCUACAAGCUUUAGAUCAAAAUGUGUGCUGUGUGGGAAGUAUUAAUACACAUAUUAAAGGAGAGAGGGGCAUUUUGUAACAAACAGUUCGAAUUAAUCCACUACCACCACCUCUGAAUUCAAUGUUUCAAUUGUUGGGGCAUUUAAAGCAGGCCUAAAAACCAAUGUGUAUAUAAACCCAGGAUUGCUGACUAUGUAUUGGGCAUUGAGAGACUUUGAAGCCACCGGUCGGCCAUAUUUGCCCUCCCCAUAGGAGCAAUCCUCUAUAGGAAUGAAUGGAAUGGUACAGUAUUUGAAUUAAAUGUUUCAAGGACAAAAUUACACUUAUACCUUCUUUUUUUUUUUUGCAGUGGGUACUAACAUUGGUAAUAAAUAAAUAAAAUACUAAGAGAAAUGUUUUUAUUUGUUUCAAUGUUUUGGUCACAAUAUAAUUUAAAAGUAUGCAAUAAGGUGUCUGUAAUAUAAUAAAUGUGGCAAAAACGAAUGUAGACAUUAAUAAUUGCAUUUCUAUAGCUUCCAAAAUAUUUUUUACAAUGUGAGGGAGGGCCAAGAUGGAGGCACGGUGGUUUCAACACACUGCCCCUAUCAGUCAUCGUGUGAAUGUAUAUAUUUUAUCUAUUUCAUUGCUUAAAACAUCUCUACCAGCUGGCCUACCCUUCCUCCUAGACUUUGAUUGCUCUUGUCAUGAUUUGGUUAUACAUUUUAAGAUUCCUUCUUUGUUAAAUUAUUUUAUUUUGUGCACUGAGAAUAUACAAAUGCCACUUUAAACUUUACAAAUGUAAUGUAUGUAAUAUUUUUUCCAUUCAGGAACACAAGAGAACUUUAAGAACUACAGUGAGAAUGAAAUCACCACUCUGGGUACGCCGUAUGAUUACACCUCGUUGAUGCACUACGGCAAAGAUGACUUCGGGAAAGUUCCCGGACUCAUCACUAUCAUCACUAAGCAACCAGAGUUCCAGGAUGUGAUUGGCCAAAGGCUGGAAAUGAGCUCAAACGAUGUCUUGAAGCUAAACCGAAUGUACAGUUGCAGUAAGUGUUGGAUAGCUGUCACAUUCGUUGAGUAAAGGAUUGGACCAAGGUGCAGUGUGGUAUGCGUACAUGUUUAAUUAAGAAGUAAACACACAACAAAACAACAAAAGCAACGUAACGUGAAGUUCUAAUGGGCUACACAUAAACAAGCCAAACCAGAAACAACAUCCCACAACAUAGGUAGGCAACAUGGCUGCCUAAGUAUGUUCCCCAAUCAGAGACAACGAUCGACAGCUGCCUCUGAUUGGGAACCACACCCGGCCAACAUAGAUCUACACAUGGAUAUUCACACCCUGACCAAACCAACUAGAGAUCUCUAUGUCAGGGCGUGACAAUAGCACUGUUGGAAUGUCUGUUCAUAAUACCAACACUAUACAAUAAGAGUAUGGUGUUUAGAUUUCCUACCUCUAACCCUAACCUCAAACAACAGUAAACAUGUCGUCCUCCACAAAUGAUGCAGUGCCCACCUUGGGCCAAUCAGUGCCAGUGGAGUCUGCGAUAUUGUGUAGGUUAGCUAGACUUAUAUCACUGAGCAUGUGCCAAAUUUAAUCAGUCAAACAGAUCAAGAGAUAUAACAAGCACAUUUUUAUAGUGCCACGUGAGGUCGCUAUGAAUGUUCUUGCAUAUGUUGAGUCUUGAGUGUUUGCAACGUGUACCAAAUUUUGUUACAAUACGAAUAUCCUUGACUGAUUUCAUAUGCAUUUGUGACAAUGUUUUAGGUACUAGUCUAAAAUGUUGCAUUGAGACCUUUGUCCAUAGAUGCCAUAUGAAGUUUCGUGCAGAUCGAUCAUUCAGUGCCAAAAAAGUAGUGUUAAGUGUUUUUCACAAAUUCAAAAUGGCGGAAAAUCCAUAAUGGCGGACCUUAUGGGUCCCUGAGGCGAAUACGUUCCUUGUGAGAAGAGGGACCUAUGUGCCAAACGGGUUGAGGGGCGUGACCUUUGAAAGUUUGCAUUUUCAAUCGCUUUUUAUAGCGCCACCAUCCGGCCAUCAGUGUAAUUUUUGUAAAUGCCGGGUCUCUAUGGCAAGACUCAUCAUUCACCCAAGUUUUGCUAAAAUUGGGCCUGUGCCGUCAUUUCGCGUGUGACUAAUGGACAGAGACAGAUCCACAGUACCCUCUCUGAUUUCAUCGUGGGGGACAGCAAAAUGUAUGAACAAUAACCAUGGGACAUUUUCAAGUGUAGUGUAUUACGCGUUUGAUCUGUGUUUUGGUAUUCCAAAACACAGAUCUUGCUGCAACAUUUACCUAAUUGACUGAGUAUACAUGGACUCAAAUCCCUUGUCAAACCACUUCAGAGUAAUUUCUAAGGUCAUACCUCUGCACAUACAGUAUGAUCAUCACAUUGUUCAGGGCUUAAAUGGACAUUGACCACAGAUGGUUAAAUCAGGGCUUAAAUGGACAUUGACCACAGAUGGUUAAACUUGCAUUUUUGUUUUCACCUUGUAGAUGCAUCUGUUGCAUUUAAGGAAUAUUGCAGCUUUUCCGAUAAAGAUGUGUGUGGGAUGAGUCGCUGCUCUCGGAGUGUGGAGAAUAGCUCGGAAAAUGGCUGGGGGAGAGUGACACAGGCUGCUGGGGGUCCCUACACCGACCACACCAACAUGGGCUCUGAUAGUAAGAUUAGUGGCACAUUUCAUUAUUAAUUCAACCGACUGGAAGUGAGAGAUCAUCCUUGCAAACAGUUGAUCGUGUGUUUUUAAUUAUCCUUCUAUAGGUAUGGUACUUUAGUACUAUAGUAAAGGCACAUUUCAUACAAAAUGCAACAGAAUGAACUGCAUUAUUCCAUUAAGUCAUAACACAACAUGCACGUCCUGUUUCAGAAUACAGAAGCCCACACCCUUGUAACUGCUCUAUAUUAAAUCUAUAGAUAUGUAAUGCAUAUACUGUACAUUGACAUAUUACAUUAAAUAAUGACUUUCAGAAAUGUUUUGUGACCAACUUUCAUAUUUUCCCAGGUACUGGUUCCUUCAUGCAUGCCAGCACAGCGUCAGGCCAGGAGGGGGACACAGCCUGGCUGGAGAGCAGGGAGAUGACUCCCAGCAGGAAGUGCAGUGUCCAGUGUUUACAGUUCUACUACUACCACAGUGGUAACGAGUUAGACCAGCUCAACAUCUGGAUCAGAGAAUACCGUGAUGAGAGAGACCCUAAUGGAACUCUCCGCCUCAUGGGCCAGAUCACAGGUAAUGUCAUCUCUGAGUAAGGUCAUGUCUGCCCUGACUAUGGUGAAAAUUAUGAUAAUACCCUUUUAGUGUAAGAGCUGUUUGAAAAGACUGCCUGAAAUUUCAGCAUGUUUUGGUGGGAGGGAGGUUUGGCCUUCCAUGUUGACAUCAUCACCAUGUGGUAAAUUAGUUAAUAAACCAGAGUUCCAAACCUCUGGCCAAUAACAGCUCAUUUUAAUUUUCCCCUCCCCACUCAAGCCACUCCCAGAGAGUCCUACCAAAAUUGUUGCUUGAGAAUUUGCUUUGCUAAGAAGCCAAUUUUGUUAAUUUUUGACCGUAUUAAUUGAAAACAAUCACAGUAAGGUACUUAAUUGUUACCCAGAAAUGAUUUGAUAUUGAGAUAAAAGCACCUGCAUUGGACUUUUUAAAAUAAUCCAUAUCUAAAGUGUGGUCUUGGCUACUACUACUAGUGAACUAUUAAACAUAUUGCAUCCUACCUUAACCCAAGAUCUUGAGGUUAACGCUGCACUAACUGUGGUCACAUUUUAUUGCUUGCAGUGAUAUCUAGAUAGUUAUAGAUGGAUAUCACUAAAAGGGCAUUAUAACUUUCACAGUAUUAUUCCAACCUCAUAGCGUGUGCAUGUGUAAUUGACAUCAUUUGAGUCAUUUGGAGGUGUACCUGUGGAUGUAUUUCAAGGCCUACCUUCAAACUGAGUGCCUCUUUGCUUCACAUCGGAAAAUGAAAAGAAAUCAACCAAGACCUCAGAAAAAAAAUUUGUAGACCUCCACAAGUCUGGUUCAUCCUUGGGAGCAAUUUCCAAACGCCUGAAGGUACCACGUUCAUCUGUGCAAACAAUAGUACGCAAGUAUAAACACCAUGGGACCACACAGCUGUCAUACCGCUCAGGAGGGAGACGCGGUCUGUCCCCUAGAGAUGAACGUACUUUGGUGCGAAAAGUGCAAAUCAAUCCCAGAACAACAGCAAAGGACCUUGUGAAGAUGCUGGAGGAAACAGGUACAAAAGUAUCUAUAUCCACAGUAAAACAAGUCCUAUAUCGACAUAACCUGAAAGGCCGCUCAGCAAGGAAGAAGCCACUGCUCCAAAACCGCCAUAAAAAAGCCAGACUACGGUUUGCAACUGCACAUGGGGACAAAUAUUGUACUGUUUGGAGAAAUGUCCUCUGGUCUGAUGAAACAAAAAUAGAACUGUUUGGCCAUAAUGACCAUCGUUAUGUUUGGAGGAAAAAGGGGGACGCUUGCAAGCCGAAGAACACCAUCCCAACCGUGAAGCACGGGGGUGGCAGCAUCAUGCUGUGGGGGUGCUUUGCUGCAGGAGGGACUGGUGCACUUCACAAAAUAGAUGGCAUCAUGAGGAAGGAAAAUGAUGUGGAUAUAUUGAAGCAACAUCUCAAGACAUCAGUCAGGAAGUUAAAGCUUGGUCGCAAAUGGAUAUUCCAAAUGGACAAUGACCCCAAGCAUACUUCCAAAGUUGUGGCAAAAUGGCUUAAGGACAACAAAGUCAAGGUAUUGGAGUGGCCAUCACAAAGCCCUGACUUCAAUCCUAUAGAAAAUGUGUGGGCAGAACUGAAAAAGCGUGUGCGAGCAAGGAGGCCUACAAACCUGACUCAGUUACACCAGCUCUGUCAGGAGGAAUGGGCCAACAUUCACCCAACUUAUUGUGGGAAGCUUGUGGAAGGCUACCCGAAACGUUUGACCCACGUUAAACAAUUUAAAGGCAAUGCUACCAAAUACUAAUUGAGUGUAUGUAAACUUCUGACCCACUGGGAAUGUGAUGAAAGAACUAAAAGCUGAAAUAAAUCAUUCUCUCUACUAUUAUUCUGACAUUUCACAUUCUUAAAAUAAAGUGGUAAUCAUAACUGACCUAAGACAGGGAUUUUUUUACUAGGAUUAAAUGUCAGGAAUUGUGAAACUGAGUUUAAAUGUAUUUGGCUAAGGUGGAUGUAAACUUCCGACUUCAACUGUGUGUGUGUGUGUACACUACUGUUCAAAAGCUUGGGGUCACUUAGAAAUGUCCUUGUUUUCGAAAGAAAAUGUAUUUUUUUGUCCAUUUAAAAUAACAUCAAAUUGAUCAGAAAUGCAGUGUAGACAUUGUUAAUGUUGUAAAUGGCUAUUGUAGCUGGAAACGGCUGAUUAAAAAAAAAAUGGAAUAUCUACAUAGGCGUACAGAGGCCCAUUAUCAGCGACCAUCAGUCCUGUGUUCCAAUGGCAUGAUGUGUUUGCUAAUCCAAGUUUAUCAUUUUAAAAGGCUAAUUCAUUAUUAGAAAACCCUUUUGCAAUUCUGUUAGCACAGCUGAAAACUGUUGUGCUGAUUUAAAGAAGCAAUAAAACUGGCCUUCUUGAGACUAGUUGAGUAUCUGGAGCAUCAGCAAUUGUGGGUUCGAUUACAGGCUCAACAUGACCAGAUAACCUUCUUCUGAAACUCAUCAGUCUAUUCUUGUUCUGAGAAAUUAUGGCUAUUCUAUGUGAGAAAUUGCCAAGAAACUGAAGAUCUUGUACAACGCUGUAACCAGAAUAGAAAGAGGAGUGGGAUGCCCUGGUGCACAACUGAGCAAGAGGACAAAUGCAUUAGUGUCUAGUUUGAGAAACAGACGCCUCACAGGUCCUCAACUGGCAGCUUCAUUAAAUAGUACCCGCAAAACACCAGUCUGAACGUCAACAGUGAAGAGGCGACUCCGGGAUGCUGACCUUCUACGCAGAGAUGCAAAGAAAAAGCCAUAUCUCAGACUGGCCAAUAAAAAGAAAAGAUUGGCAGUCUGAGAGAUGGCUUUUUCUUUGCAACUCUGCCUAGAAGGUCAGCAUCCCGGAGUCGCCUCUUCACUGUUGAUGUUGAGACUGGUGUUUUGCGGGUACUAUUUAAUGAAGCUGCCAGUUGAGAACCUGUGAGGCGCCGGUUUCUCAAACUAGACACUAAUGCAUUUGUUCUCUUGCUCAGUUGUGCACCAGGGCGUCCCACUCUUUCUAUUCUGGUUAGAGACAGUUUGCACUGUUCUGUGAGGGGAGUAGUACACAGCGUUGUACGAGAUCUUCAGUUUCUUGGCAAUUUCCCGCAUAGAAUAGCCUUCAUUUCUCAGAACAAGAAUAGACUGACGAGUUUCAGAAGAAAGUUAUUUGUUUCUAGCCAUUUUGAGCCUGUAAUCGAACCCACAAUUGCUGAUGCUCCAGAUACUCAACUAGUCUCAAAAAGACAAGUUUUAUUACUUCUUUAAUUAGCACAACAGUUUUCAGCUGUGCUAACAGAAUUGCAAAAGGGUUUUCUAAUGAUCAAUUAGCCUUUUUUAAAUGAUAAACUUGGAUUAGCAAACACAACGUGCCAUUGGAACACAGGACUGAUGGUUGCUGAAAAUGGGCCUCUGUACGCCUAUGUAGAUAUUCCAUUAAAAAUCUGCCGUUUCCAGCUAUAAUAGCCAUUUACAACAUUAACAAUGUCUACACUGUAUUUCUGAUCAAUUUGAUGUUAUUUUAAUGGACAAAAACAUUGCUUUUCUUUCGAAAACAAAGACAUUUGUAAGUGACCCCAAACAUUUGAAUGGUUGGUGUGUGUGUAAUCUCUACAUAAAUCUUUGACUGUACUCUGCCUUUAAUCUCUCUUACACUAAACUUCUGCAAUAUGCAGUUUGUAACGACUGAGUUCCAUACACGUGUCCCACAGCUAUUAUAUAUCUAAGGUAUCGGCCUUUAACAGAAACUCCCCAUUUCUCCAUCUAGCUUCUCCAGUGUCUUACUGGCAGCUCCACCACGUGCCUCUGAAUGCCACCAAAACCUUCCAGGUGGAGUUUCAGGUGCAUAAAGGAGCAGGACUGUCUACAGGUGGGUUUUCCAUCGAUGACAUCAACCUGUCAGAGACAGACUGCCCCAAUUUGACCUGGCAGAUACGGGACUUUGAGAAUCUUUUGACUACCAGCGACUACAACACCUAUCUGUACAGCUCAAGGCAAUACUCUCCAGAUGGCUAUGCCUUCCAGAUAAUUACUAAAUUGUCUAGGUCUUAUAUUGGAGUCUAUGCCCGCCUCUUGUCUGGUAAAUAUGAUGACACGCUCCAGUGGCCCUGCCCAUGGAGACAGAUAACGUUUCUGCUGAUGGACCAGAACCCAAACAUCCAGCUACGCAUGUCCAAGCAGAACAGCAUCUCCACUGACCCUAAACGGAUUGACCCUGGUGAGUCAAUCAGCUUUACACCAUAA